Molecule: messenger RNA, 3131 nt
Organism: Tachysurus vachellii
Lineage: Eukaryota; Metazoa; Chordata; Actinopteri; Siluriformes; Bagridae
Gene: npr3
Product: natriuretic peptide receptor 3
Exons: 8
Coding region: 371-1864 (497 amino acids)
Biological process (GO): regulation of blood pressure; vasodilation
Cellular component (GO): membrane
Molecular function (GO): natriuretic peptide receptor activity; peptide hormone binding
Source: RefSeq, a predicted model, not a curated record
CGCAGAAAUGACGCAGGAAUAAUAAUGAAAAGGAUGCUUCAAAAUUCCACACACCGACUGCAGCGUGUGUGGUUAACGAGCAGCCCAGUGAAUACACACAAACAAGAGGAAUCACACAGAGCGCUGGGGCACUUUAGAUGCAGAUGCACGAAAGAAAGGCUGUGUGCUGGAGAGCUCAAGUUAACCUUGCAGACCAUUUGAUUCAUUCAACUUAAUAGAAUAGAGACAUUUCUAUAGUGGAGUAUUGACUUUGGACAAGUCAGAUUUGUUUGGAGAGUUUCUGAUAGUGGAAUGAACAAUUGCUUGAAAAUCGUUUAGGUGAAAAAGUGACACUUUGUUAAGUCUCAGAACAUUUGGAAGAACCUGCACCAUGUUGCGCUUCUCUUGUCUCUGCGUGUUCAUUGUGUUGCUCCAGUCUUGCUCGAGUCAAGUGAAAGAGGACGUGGACGUGCUCGUGCUGCUUCCUCGAAGCAACUCGUAUAUGUUUUCGAUCGCACGGGUCACACCGGCCAUCGAGUACGCGAGGCAGCAGCUGGCACGAGGGCUCUUGUCCGGGCUCAAUUUCAGCGUGCGCUAUGUCACCUCCGAGUGCGGCGUGGAUGCGCUGUACGCGCUGGUGGACCUCGCGCGCCACGAGCGCCCCGACCUGAUCCUCGGUCCCGUGUGCGAGUACGCCGCUGCGUCCGUGAUCCGCGUGGCGACGCACUGGCAAAUCCCCGUCAUAUCAGCAGGUGCCCUGGCGUACGGCUUCAGCGACAAGAGCUCCGAGUACGCGCUCCUUACGCGUACCGCCCCGAGUUACCUUAAGAUGGCCGGGACGUUCGCCACCAUGUCGAAGCAAUUCGGCUGGAAGAGCGUGCACCUGAUCUACCUCGACGACAAGGAGGAACGCAACUGCUACUUCACCAUUGAGGGGGUCCACGCGCUCCUGGAAGGCCAUCACGAUAUCUCUGUCUCCAUGAUGGACUCCAGAGAGCCGCUGGCGUAUGUGGACGAGAUCAUCAAGUCCAUAUAUGAGCAUGAAGUGAUAAUCAUGUGCACACAUACGGAUGUGGUAAGGGAGAUCAUGCUGAUGGCCCACAGACAGAAACUGACCACCAGUAACAGACUCUUCUUCAACAUUGAGUUAUUCAACUCCUCAUCGUAUGGCGAUGGAUCUUGGAGAAGAGGAGACAAAUAUGAUAAUGAGGCCAAGGCUGCCUACGCUUCUCUGAACACGGUGACACUACUGAGGUCAACCAAGCCCGAGUUUGAGAAUUUCUCACAGGAGAUGAAAAAGAAGAUCGGUGUGGAUGUUUGUGAAGGCUGCAAUAAUAUAAACAUGUUUAUGGAGGGUUUCCAUGAUGCUUUACUGCUAUAUGCGCUCGCCUUAAACGAGACAAUCCACAGCGGUUACAGUAAGAAGAAUGGAACGGAAAUCACACGCAGAAUGUGGAACAGAACAUUCGAAGGGAUUACUGGCCAGGUGUCUAUAGAUGCCAAUGGUGACAGAAAUGGAGAUUUCUCCGUUAUAAGCAUGACAAACGUUGAAACUGGAAUGCAUGAGACUGUCAUGAACUACUUCGGCACUAACGGAAGUUUUCAGGUCCUACCUGGCUUUAAUAGUGAACGGUUCACACUGCGAGGAGCACCGAGGCCACCUCUCCCAGAACACGAUGACCAGUCAUCAGGUGGACUAGGAUUAUCAGCAGUGACUGGAAUCAUAGUUGGAGGACUUCUUGGAACAGCACUACUUAUGGCAUUCUACUUUUUUAGAAAGAACUACAGGAUAACCAUUGAAAGGAGGGCACGGCGGGAACAGUGUGAUGGAAAACAUCGCCAGUUACGAGAGGACUCCAUCAGAUCCAACUUCUCAGCAGCAUAGGUUCUGCCACAUCACCAGACAAAAGGAAGUGCUGGGGAAGGUGUGCAUCAGAUAUGUCCAAAGACUUAAUAAACACCACCCUUGGAUUCCUGAAAUAUUUCAAGACAUACUGUAGUGUUUUUUUUCUUGUAAAUGUCUCUUAUUUUUGACUUUUGUAAACUCAGGAAUGUUGUAUUAAUUAAGGAGAGCUGCUCUUAAGGCUUGAUGAAAAAAAAAAAAAAGGAUCUGUCUGUUUUCGCUCAGCUACAGACUUUGUGCCUUUUAAGCAAGCUAGCUUUGGUGAGGAAACUGUCCCAUUUUCAGCAAGUCGACUGAAAUGGUGGGUUGGUGGAAACUGGAAGCGAUAAAUUAGGGGCAUCUCAGUGAUUCAGAUGAAUGGAGAGGAAGUAAUUUGUUAACGAUGAACUGUUCUUUUAUUCAUGCCUCAUUAUUAUAAAGGUGAGGGAUGAAAAUUUAGCUUUUCUCUCAUGGUUUGAGGGAGUGUUUGACAGGGACACUGAUCAACACGAUAAUAUUUUGAGUUAAAUCCAGAAGAUCAUGAGCUCGUGUAUAGUAUAAUAAAUCGGAGACCUGAGCGUAGCAUAUUUUACACAUUGUAAAGUUUGCUGACGUAAAAAUCUAUACAAUUUUAGAAGCCAGUCUGUCAGGUGAUUGGGGAGAUUUGGCUCUUAAUGUAAAAAAAAACAAAAAAAACAAAAAAAAAAACACUUCCUCAUCAAAAUCUUUUUGGAAAAAAAGCUAUGUUUAUAAGGAGAAUUUAUAUUGCACAUGUAAAUGGUUAAAAUCAUAUAUGUAUCUAAAUUUAUUAUGUCAGGAAAUGUUCAUAAGUACACUAUCAGAUUCAUAUCAAAUGUACUUUUUUCAUUGUGUCAAAUGCUAUGUGUUAAAAGUAUGAGAUGCACAUGGAAACCUCUCUUUUGUGCAAAUGCAUAUCCUAGGACUUUAUUCAAGAUUAAUGUAAUGGCAACUGUGUAAGUUACUGAUGUAAGUAAAUGGAUCAACAUAAGAUUGUGAUUGUGAUGUUAUUUAUUGAUUUUUUUUUUGUAGAGGUUUUAAUUUCCUAAUUGUUGGUUUAAUAUUGUUUUUUUUUUCCUUUUGUGGAACUAAAAAAAAUGGUUUUGUAAAAAAAAAAAAAAAAGGUUUAUCUGCUUUUUCAGAGCACAUUUUGCUUGAUAACUGUGUACAUGGCUUUGUAAACAAACCUAGUCAGAACUGUAACUUAUUUAUAUUACCAGUACAUACUGACCAAUAAAGAAAAUUAUUUUAA